Messenger RNA from Zootermopsis nevadensis, 1624 nucleotides. RefSeq names its product angiotensin-converting enzyme. Gene Ontology annotation, molecular function: metallopeptidase activity; peptidyl-dipeptidase activity. The record is from RefSeq and is a predicted model, not a curated record. NCBI's taxonomy places the organism in Eukaryota, Metazoa, Arthropoda, Insecta, Blattodea, Termopsidae. Gene Ontology annotation, biological process: proteolysis. Gene Ontology annotation, cellular component: plasma membrane.
GCGAAGAGAGGAACACAGCUGUGCUAGAGUUGAGUGCAGUAGCCAAUAACAGUCAAGGUACUCUGCUUUAAGGAUGAGAUGUGUAGUGUCCAUACCAAUAGUGAUAGCAUUUCUGCAGCUUGCACUGGGCUACACACAAGAGAGAAGAUAUGUAGAGGGUUCAAAUAUGAAUUUGGGCGAGGCACUUCAGUUUCUUAGAGAAUAUGAUCGGGAAGCAUCUGGAAUGUGUUUUCGAGUCACAUCAUCCCAAUGGAACUAUAGUACCAACAUCACAGAAACAAAUAAGCGUCGUAUGUUGGAGGAACAAGCAUUGAGUGCGAAGUUUCAACGCUUAUCAUGGAGAAGAGCUACAUCGUAUACGUGGACGCGGUUACCAGAUCCCAUCGUCAGAAGGCAGCUACACAUGUUGGCCAUAGAGGGAAGAACUGCACUCCCAGAGGAGAAGUUUAAUGAACUACAGCAACUGGUAACAGAAAUGAAAGAGAUUUACUCAAGAGCACGUAUUUGUCCACACUCGCUUAACAAUAUUAACUACAACUACAGGCAGAGCGGAAAUUGUGAUCUUGCACUUGAUCCAGAUCUGACUCGCAUCAUGUCUCAUUCACGGGACUAUGAAGAACAGUUACAUGUGUGGCAAGCAUGGCGUGAUACUGUGGGACCUCCAAUCAGAAGCAAGUAUAUUCGUUAUGUUCAACUAGCAAAUCAUGCAGCUAGAUUAAAUGGUUUCCAUGAUGCAGGGCAGCAACAGAGAGAGAGUUAUGAGGACUCAGAAAUUAAUACCCAACUAACAGAGCUCUGGGCAACUUUAGCACCACUUUACAGAGAGCUGCAUGCUUACGUAAGGCGUCGACUUGUGGAGAGAUAUGGUUCUGAACAUGUGAGACCUGAUGGACCACUACCAGCACAUCUGUUAGGGAACAUGUGGGCACAAAACUGGCGGAACCUAGCAGACCUGGUGAUCCCAUUUCCAGCAAAGUCAACAGUUGAUGUAUCUUCUGAAAUGUUGAGACAAGGAUAUACACCACUCAGGAUGUUUCACCUGGCUGAAGAAUUCUUCACAUCAUUAGGACUUAAACCAAUGCCUCCUGAAUUCUGGCACCAUUCAAUGCUUGAGAAACCUCUAGACAGAGAAGUAGCUUGUCGAGCAUCUGCAUGGGACUUCUGUAAUCACAAAGACUACAGGAUCAAACAGUGUACUACUGUCUCAUUGGAGGACUUGCUAACUAUACAUCACGAGAUGGCUCAUAUCCAGUACUACUUACAAUACGCAGACCAACCCCUGUUGUUCAGGGAUGGAGCUAAUCCUGGUUUCCAUGAGGCAGUGGGGGAUGUAAUCACUUUAUCAGUUUCUAGUCCUCGGCAUUUGCAAGGAAUUGGACUCCUUAAUAAUGUCACUGAUGAAUAUGAAACUGGUAUAAACUUCCUGAUGUUGAUGGCUCUUGAAAAAGUUGCAUACCUUCCAUUUGCCUAUAUUGUUGAUCAGUGGCGUUGGGGAUUGUUCGCUGGAGACUGGAAUAUUGAUGAAAUGAAUGCACGCUGGUGGGAGCUGCGGUUAAGGCAUCAAGGAAUCAUACCUCCUAUUCCACGAACUGAGAAGGAUUUUGACCCUGCUUCCAAAUAUCAU